UAUUGUCACUCACUUACUCAUACACUUAGCUUGUUCUUGUUGUAUCUAUUGUGAGAGAGAAAUGGCUUUUGAGAGUAAAUCAUGGUUGGUUCUCUCUCUUGCUGUUCUCAUGGUUGCAAGUUGCAUGCAACAAAGUGUCCUUGGGGCUUCCCAAGUUCCUUGCCUUUUUGUGUUUGGGAACUCUCUCUCUGAUAGUGGAAACAACAACAACCUUAAUACAUCUGCAAAAGCUAAUUUCUUGCCAUAUGGUAUUGACUUCCCAACCGGCCCAACAGGCAGAUAUAGCAACGGAUUAAAUCCCAUUGACAAAUUAGCCCAAAUUUUGGGAUUUGAGCAUUUCGUUCCGCCGUUUGCAAACCUUACUGGCUCAGACAUACUUAAAGGUGUUGAUUAUGCAUCCGGUUCAGCUGGAAUUCGCAAGGAGAGCGGCAAACAAUUGGGUCAGAAUAUUGACGUUGGAUUACAAUUAACUCAUCACAGACUCAUAGUUUCUAAAAUUGCCCACAAACUUGGAAGUUUAGACAACGCUGUGAACUACCUUAAGAAGUGCUUGUAUUACGUGAAUAUAGGCACCAAUGAUUAUGAACAAAAUUACUUCCUUCCCGAUAUAUUCAAUACAAGCCACAUUUAUACCCCUCAGCAGUAUUCUAAAGUUCUUAUUCACCAGCUAAAUCACUAUCUACAGACUCUGCAUCAUUUUGGGGCAAGAAAGACCAUUAUGGUUGGAAUGGAUCGCUUAGGUUGCAUUCCAAAGGCUCGUCUGACAAAUAAUGGAUCUUGCAUUGAAAAGGAGAAUGUUGCCGCAUUCCUUUUCAAUGAUCAGCUUAAAGCUCUUGUGGAUCGUUACAACCACAAAAUCUUACCUGAUUCCAAAUUCAUCUUCAUCAAUAGCACAGCCAUAAUCCAUGACCAAUCACACGGUUUCACGAUUACUGAUGCUGCUUGUUGCCAAUUAAACACUACAAGAGGAGUUUGUCUUCCUAAUCUAACACCAUGCCAAAAUAGGAGUCAGUAUAAGUUCUGGGAUGGAAUUCACACAACCGAAGCUGCAAACAUACUCACUGCAACAGUUUCAUAUAGUACUUCGGACCCAAACAUCGCUCACCCAAUGAAUAUCCAAAAACUUCUUUCAUCAAACUCCAUAAAUUAAUUAGUUCAGGGUGUUCUUAAAUAAGUAGUUCAAAUAAUUCAGUAUGCAUGCAUGGUCAUUCUCAUAUUCCAAUCAGAAUAAGUUCAAGGUCUUUGGUGCUUGUUCCUUUGUUUGUGUGUUCCUAGUCGGUACCUUCUUUCAAUAAAUGGAUGAGGAUUUGCUUGGUUCAAUCAUUUCCUGGAUAUUUAAGUUUUGGGGGGCUUCAUUUAUAUAGCUUUAGGGCUAGCUAUUUUUGAUGUAUUUGAUACCAGGAUUUUGUUGAGCACCUCGUCUUGAUUUUGGAUCUUCGGCAUUAGUAUGUAAGGGGUUUUCUGUUCCUCCACUCACUUGAGAGAGUUAUGUUCUCAUGCAAAUUUGAUCUUUAUAAUAAAUUGAUUUUUGUUUCCAAAA
Messenger RNA from Lotus japonicus, 1540 nucleotides. RefSeq names its product GDSL esterase/lipase At5g45670-like. The transcript has 5 exons. The coding region runs from base 62 to 1150 and encodes 362 amino acids. Lineage: Eukaryota; Viridiplantae; Streptophyta; Magnoliopsida; Fabales; Fabaceae. Gene Ontology annotation, molecular function: hydrolase activity, acting on ester bonds. The record is from RefSeq and is a predicted model, not a curated record.